Aspergillus pseudoviridinutans is the source of this 237-nucleotide messenger RNA. RefSeq lists its product as uncharacterized. The coding region runs from base 1 to 237 and encodes 78 amino acids. The record is from RefSeq and is a predicted model, not a curated record. The transcript has a single exon. NCBI's taxonomy places the organism in Eukaryota, Fungi, Ascomycota, Eurotiomycetes, Eurotiales, Aspergillaceae.
AUGCCUUCCAAACCACUCGCAGACCCUCCGCUUCAACCGAAGAAGGUACACGGCGUGACCCGCGAUGACGAGCCAAUUGACGAUUACGAGAAUGCCAUCCGCUCGAAGCAGCGGGAGGAAGAGCCCUCGGACAGGGGCAAUGACGCCCCCUCACAUCUAGGAACAUCGACACGACAUAAGGGCGCUCGGACUCGAUCGCAGGGUUCGCGGAAUCGAUCGACCACGGGGCGUGUCUGA